Messenger RNA from Sphaerodactylus townsendi, 6208 nucleotides. RefSeq names its product TBC1 domain family member 5 (gene TBC1D5). The coding region runs from base 219 to 2693 and encodes 824 amino acids. The record is from RefSeq and is a predicted model, not a curated record. The transcript is spliced from 23 exons. NCBI's taxonomy places the organism in Eukaryota, Metazoa, Chordata, Lepidosauria, Squamata, Sphaerodactylidae. Gene Ontology annotation, molecular function: GTPase activator activity. Gene Ontology annotation, biological process: activation of GTPase activity.
CUUCCUUCCUCUUGCGGGUCGGUGGCCUCUCUGCUGGAGGGAGGGACGCGGGCGGGGAGGAGGGAGGCCGACCUACCUACCUACCUACCAACCUCUCCAGGGCCAUUGCAGCAAGCACAGCAGCAAAACUUCUGAAGGUUUGGAGAAGAUAGAAAAACUACCAAGGAGAACGCUAACAAUAUAGUAAUUUUCACUGAUUAAACUUUACAAUUGCCAAUAUGUAUUAUUCCAUCUCUGAAACAAGACAUCCUUUGCAGACAGAAGAACAAGAAAUUGGCAUUGAUCCCUUGCAGAGCUUUGUGAACAAGUCUGAAGAUGGCGGGUCCAAUGAAAAUGGAAGUAUUCAUCACGACUCUGAUUCUGAUGGAACUUUUCUUUCCUAUAGUAAAGAAUGGGAAGAAUUAUUUGUAAACAACAAUUACUUGGCAACAAUACGGCUGAAGGGGAUUAAUGGGCAGCUGAGAAGCAGCAGGUUUCGUAGUGUUUGCUGGAAGCUAUUUCUGAAUGUUCUUCCACCUGAUAGAAGUCAAUGGAUCAGCCAAACAACAAAAUUAAGAACGCUAUAUAACAAGAUUAAAGAAAUACAUAUUACAAAUCCCAGGAAAGCUGGACAGCAAGACUUGAUGAUCAACAACCCACUUUCACAGGACGAAGGGAGUCUCUGGAACAGGUUUUUUCAGGACAAAGAACUUCGGGGGAUGAUUGAACAAGAUGUGACAAGAACGUUUCCGGAAAUGCAGUAUUUCCAACAAGAGAAUGUGAGAAAGAUUCUUACAGAUGUUCUCUUCUGUUAUGCUCGGGAAAAUGAGCAGUUACUUUAUAAACAGGGCAUGCACGAACUCUUAGCACCUAUUGUAUUCAUUCUUCAUUGUGACCACCAAGCUUUUCUACAUGCUAAUGAAGCUGCACAGCCAAGUGAAGAAAUGAAAGUUCUCUUGAACCCUGAAUACCUAGAGCAUGAUGCCUAUGCCAUGUUUAUCCAUCUUAUGAAAACAGCGGGACACUGGUUUUCAACCUAUGAAAAUGAUGGUCAAAAGGAGAAAGACACAAUGAUGACACCUAUUCCAUUUGCAAGACCACAAGAUUUAGGCCCAUCAAUUGCUAUCGUAGCAAAAGUCAACCAGAUUCAAGAUCAUUUGCUAAAAAAACAUGAUACUGAGCUCUACAUGCAUUUGAACAGGCUAGAGAUUGCUCCGCAGAUUUAUGGACUGCGAUGGGUAAGACUUCUCUUUGGACGAGAAUUUUCUCUUCAGGACCUUCUUGUUAUCUGGGAUGCUUUGUUUGCUGACAGCAUCACCCUGGAUUUAGUUGACUACGUUUUCCUAGCUAUGCUGCUAUAUAUUAGAGAUGCCUUGAUAUCAAGUAAUUAUCAAACCUGUUUGGGACUUCUGAUGCAUUAUCCGCCCAUUGGAGAUGUACACUCACUCAUCUUGAGAGCUCUUUUUCUCAGAGAUCCAAAGAGAAAUCCAAGACCUGUGAUUUACCAAUUUCGACAAAAUUUAGAUUAUUACAAAGCCUGUGGAGCAGACUUGAUGAGCAAAAAUCGUGUCGGUACAAAGGUUGCACCACUGAACAUAAAUAAAGUUUCCAAUAGCUUAUUAAAUUUUGGGCGAAAGCUGAUUUCCCCAGCCUUGGUUUCAGGUAGUGCUGCGGUGCCGGUUGCAGGUGGCAGCAGCAGCUUCCCAUCUUCUUCUGCAGUGCCUAUUAAGAGCACGGUGAACCUCCCACAGCAACAGCAACAGCAACAGCAAAGAAUGAUGAAAUCUGAAAGUAUGCCAGUUCAACUAAGCAAAGGAGAUGUAGUUACAGGCAGUGAUGCCCAAGGGUCGGUUCCUGUCCAGAACCUAAGUGCUGUCCAAACCACAGUUGCUACAGCAACUCAUGGGCAGAGUUCAAAAAAUGUUAGCUCUUCUCCAAGCACUGAAAGUUUGUCUGGAGGACGGGAAUACACAGAGUCUCCACCUUUGUCAGCAGCCAAGAGAGAGUCCUUUUUCAGCACUAUUUCCCAUUCUCGCUCUCAAAGUAGAAGUAUGAGCAAAAAGGAGUCUGAAGAAGAACUGGAGGCCCAGAUUUCAUUUCUCCAGGGACAACUGAAUGAAUUGGAGGCCAUGUGCAAAUACUGUGCAAAGAUGAUGAACACACAUCUGGGAAAUAUUCAGGAAGUCAUAUUGCAGGAGCACUUAGAGAAAGAAGAUGAGAUUCUAGUUUCCCUGGCUGCACUGAAACAGAUCAAGGAUAUUCUGAAAGGUUCCCUGCGUUUCAAUCAGAGCCAGCUGGAGGCCGAGGAGAAUGAACAAAUCACAAUAGAAGAUGAUCACUACUGUUCCAACUAUCAGAGCAAGGGGGCCAGUGAUUCUGCAGAAAAGCUUUCUGUCACAAAGCAAGUCCUCCUUACAGUGAAGCAGGAUGUUUCUGAUACAAGUGACAACAAGCAUAGUGAUGACUAUAUCUUAGUUUCCAAAGAAGAGGAAGGAAAUGUUAGCAGUGCUCUUCAGCAUGUGCAAACUGUACCACCAUGCAAGGAAACAUCCACAAAGAAUGAGGCUCCAUGUCGCUCUUCUUUAACCUUUUCAGACCCACUGAUGGGUUCCAUGUCUGCCUCUUCUAGCAACCUCAGUUCCAGCCCUGAUGAUGACAGCAGCAACAACAGCAAGGAUUCUGACUUUACUAUCGUGAGCCCCCUAGAAAUUUAAGUAAGCUCCUCAGAAAAAGCCUAUGAGUUCUCAGCUUAUCUGCUGAUGGCACCACAGGACUUGGAAAGUCUGAAUCUAGGAACUCCAGAUUCAUAAAGCCUAAAUAUUCAGUCAGAGCACAGAUAAGGUGAAGGCUAUUCAUUUCAUUAUUUUACAAGACUUUUAAAGUCAUGACUGCCUUUAAAACAUACCCAUCUUAAUACUGAGACCUAAUCUAUGGCUACAGAUACAUGUAAGUUUACUUUGUUAGUAGCAUCCUGAAAAUAAUACCCUGCAGUCCCUCAUCACAGAAUAACACAUCACAUGACCUGAUGAGGGUCAUGACAGAGGAGCAUCUUACCCAAAUCUAAGGAAAGCAUACUGAAGAAAGCAGAUAUUAUUAAGUUAUUUCAUCGCAGGAGAGAGUAAGAUACUCCAUGUAAAAUAGGGCAGUUAGAAAGUAAGAGAAGUAAAGAGAUUGAGAGAAAUAUGUUGACUAUAAGAUAGGCAUUGAGGCAAAGUCUGUCCCCUUCCCUCAAAACAUCUCUCUGGAAAAUACUUACACAGAAUUUACAGAUGGCAGGGAAAAACAGAUCAAUAUUAAUAUCUGGCAAAUCAAAAGCAACCUUGUAAGGUAAUACAAAUUAAAUGUACAUCAGACUCCUUGAAAUACUUAAGGAGCCACUCAAUACUUAAGGAGCCACUCAAUAUAAACUUGGUUCCCAACAUUUCUACACAUGACUACUAUUUCAGGCCCACAACAAUUCCCUCAACCCUUGCUGAAAGAGUGCCCUGGUGUGCUUUUGGAUUUUGAAUGCACAUGGUCUGCAUCUCUACUGUAGCCCCACCAAGGGCAAUACAAUUCCCAGCACUUUAAAUCUCAACGAUGUCACAUUCCACUGAAGAGUCCGUUUCUCUCACUAUUGGAACAGGUGAACAUAUUUGAGGAAGCUGCAUAUUCUGAGAAGAUGUGAAAUCCAAGGUGAAUUAAUAUUCUGGUAACCAUCAGUAAUUCUCAGUGAAUAACACUUAACAGAGAGGUGCUAAUGUAUCUUCCUGGCUCUUAGAAUUUCUGUUCAAAAUAGUUCCUGCUCUGAAUCUCCCCCCAGUGCUUAGAAAACAACCAGAUGAUAACUUUUUUGAAGAGCAGCAAUUCUGGGCUUUACCAAGGUACAUUCUCCAUUGGCAUUAGACUCUCUCUUCAGAGGUAGCACCAGUGCAAAACUGUAUAGCAAACAUCACCCUAGAUUAUGCUGACUGAUUUCACUGGCCCCAAGAAACGAAUUUGAGAAGGGAUUAAUAGGCCCCAAGUCUUUGCCCAGCCAGGAACUUUCACUUUCAUGGAGCUGGGGCCAAGUCACCCGAAGUUGGACCUGCUGGGCUUGCAGAUAGGACAUAUUAGAGCUGCAAGAGGAAAUAGGCUCUUAUAAGGCAUUGCGCUGACCUAGCCCUUCAUUUUGGUGUAUAAAUAUACCCAGAGAAAAUUUCUUCAGGUCUACUCAGGAGGCAUCAGUGGUUCAAUUAUGUCCACCUCUAGAAAAGACCUAAUUUAUUUUUCUGCCACACUUGGAAAGAAAAGCCUCUUACACAUGAAAUGUAUAACACGUUAAGACUUUUUACCAAGGAUUUUGUAUGUCGUUAUCUCCAGGCCCUUCAUGGAAACAAAAAAAAGUUAUUAGCAUUAAUGCAGCCAUUUUUUGAGGCACUGUUCUAUAGAGAAGAUGCCCACUAAAGGUACAAGUAACAAGCUGUGCUUGUGCUCCAUGUAAGAUGUGCUCCAUCUUACUCAUGUAAUUCAAUUGCAGAGCACAUGAUAGGCCCUGAAGAUAUUAAUAAUGAUUAAUAGUGAUUGUAACUGGCAUUAAGGAUACUUCUGCCAAUUUAUUUUUAGUGCCAGUCAUGCUGAACCAAACUGCAGCCUGACCCCACAGCUUUAAAGAAUCUUCUUUCAAACAGCUCUUCUGAGAAUAUAAUUCUUGUCUCUUUGUGCAGAGUCGUGAUUGCUGCAAACCAGGUAGAAUUUGAAGGGUGGGGUUAAGCAACGUAAAAUCCAUAAUAGCACUUUACCCUGAAGAAGUUGAACAAUGCAUUGGGUAAGCUGGCUGUCUCAGAACUGUGUGGUUCCCUCAGAAUUCAGUUGGGGCUGAAACAGGGCAUUUGUUUUGAAUCAGUUAAAAUCCUGGGCAAAAGACCAAACUUAGCAGAUAAUGGUUAUUGCGUUAUGGCAGGUUCAAGAUGAUAUAUUCAGACCCAAUUGAGUAAUUUGUCACCCAAAGAUGUCCCUGUGCCUUGCAAGAAUGGAAAUAACGCUGAGAUGUUGUACACAGAGCUAAACCACGCACCCAAUGUAUAUUAUGUGCCGAACAGUUUAUUGGCUAUUUGGAUACAAGAAUUAAACAUGCUGUGAUUAUGCAGGAUUUCUGUGCCAGUUUAAACCUAACACUCACACUCAUUUGAACGUACUCAGUAAAACCACCUCAGGAUUCUGCCUAAUGGUCUGUAUGCGGGUCUACUUAAUUUCCUUGAAUCUUUAAGAAUGACGAGAGAGAGGAUUACGUGAUAAUUUUGAUUUUUUAAAUUAUUACUAAACGUAUUCCUUUCUGCCUAGAUUUAUUGCUACUGUGGCACAGGGACAAAUGCCAUUAGGAGCAGAUUACUAUUUAAACGUGCAAGAAACAGUUCAUAUUUUACCACAUUGUGGGGAGGGAGGGAAGACUAUUGAAUAUGUUUUGUCAUUUUUUCAAUCUUUGACUUUUACUUUUUGGCGACUACUGAUUUCAGGGAUCAUAUUUUUAUUGUCACAACACUCUCAGUGCCAAGAAACAAUGCAAUUUCUAUAUAAAAAUAAAGUUUUUAUUCAUUAAUAUUGUACAUUUGAAAUACAGCUGAUUUUUUUUUAAUUUUGAGCAGAUUUUUUUUCACCAUUUGCUAUAAUCACCGUAGCUUUACUUCCUUGAUGCCUGUAAUUAUCCCUGGUUUUAGAAAAUAAAUGGUGCUUCAAACUGAUGGAGACAAAGGAAACAUUAGAAAGUUUAUUAGAGGAGUCUAUUUUGGUAACAUGUCCCAGUGUAUCUCAAAAUUACAGUUAAAGAUUGGUGUCUGUGUUUGAUAGUAAGGGAAGUGUUCUGCUUUUGUAUACACAUAAUAAAACCCCAUAUUGCCCUCCAUUAGGUAUAUACCAAGAGGGCAAUUUCUACUUUAAGAUUCCAGUUUAUUCUCACUUCUAAAGGUAAUCUUAUAUUGUUCAUGGAUAAUGUUAAUCUGAUAGAAAAUAAUACCCGGUACAAACUGGUGAUUAGUGCUAAUGUAAGGGACUUCAAAACCUUGUUCUACUUGUUAGAGAAGCAUUCAGUUUUUAAUUUCUUUCGCAUUUAUAACAUAUAUGACUGUUCCAAGUCUUUUGCAUGUAUUGUUGAUCAUGUUACUGCAGAAUGCUGGUGACCAUAUAUUGACAGUGUGCCCAUUUAGCUCUGUAAAUGUUUUAUCUUUCUUCUAGAAGAAUAUCUGGCCUACUUUAUUAAAGAAAGAACUAUCAU